Argentina anserina (silverweed cinquefoil) is the source of this 868-nucleotide messenger RNA. RefSeq lists its product as uncharacterized. The record is from RefSeq and is a predicted model, not a curated record. The transcript has a single exon. NCBI's taxonomy places the organism in Eukaryota, Viridiplantae, Streptophyta, Magnoliopsida, Rosales, Rosaceae. The coding region runs from base 82 to 633 and encodes 183 amino acids.
CUUCUCUCUUCAAUCCUCCACUAAGCUCUCUCAGUCUCUCUCUCUGCUUCGGUUUUUCGCACUCCGCUUCAUACAAUCAUCAUGGCCAUGGUUGAGACACAAUCCUCAAAGCGCCAAAGAGAUGAGGCACAAGAAACCCAGAUGUUAGAGGAACCCAAUAAGCGCCAACACAAGUCCUACAACCACAUACUCUCUCUUCUUGAAGAAGAAGAAGAGGUGCCCGCCCAGGACUUGAACUUUCUCAUUACAACUUUCCAGCAGGAGCUCUCGUCUGAUGAUUCUCUUUCGAAUACGGACCAGCUCGGUAGCAUAACCACAGUAGAUGCCUCGGAAGGGUACAACUCCUCUUCCUCCGGCUCUUCUUCUCCUUCUUCCUCCUCGGCACUGUUCUUGAAAGAAGGUGACGAGCAGGAGCGGGAGAGUAGCGUCGAGAUGGUUAUGAGACACCUUCUAGAAGCUUCCGACGACGAGCUAGGGAUUCCCCAGCGGGAGGUUGGAAGUGGGUAUGAGGAUGCGGAGGAGGCAGUGUUUAGUUCUGGGGAUAAUUGGCUUUCUCUUUGUGAUGGGUUGUGGGAGCUUGAAGAUGAAGCUGCCAACUACUAUGCCCUGGUGCAAUCUGAACUGUUCAUGUAGUAGCGAUGGGGUGAAAUGCCAAAAAAAAGGAUCUAAUUGUGGCUUUGGGAGAUAAGUGUACCCAGAGGCUAGAGGGAGAUGUAGAGAAGUGGAAAGUCUUUUAAAUUUUCAUUUUGGUCCCUCUUGGUUUGUGGAAAGUGGAAACUGUCCAAUGGUCCUGUUCUUCACUCUUUAGAAGAUUAACUUGUAGAAGGAAAGAAAUUGAAGAUAUUAAUUUUUUACCAUCCUUUUCUAA